Rotaria sp. Silwood1 is the source of this 1908-nucleotide messenger RNA. The record is from the annotation of a GenBank genome assembly. NCBI's taxonomy places the organism in Eukaryota, Metazoa, Rotifera, Eurotatoria, Philodinida, Philodinidae.
AUGGCUCCAUUUACUUUUACCCUUUUUGCUCCGUACAAUAAACAAGCAGCAUUACGAUUAAAAAAUGCAAAUGUUCGAAUGUUUGGUGUUGAUAUUCUUAUGGAAAAAGAUGAAUCCGAUGGUUAUUUUCGAGCAACUGUAGAUUUAGCGGAUGGUAUUUAUCAUUAUCAAUAUAAAAUUCAAACAAAAUCAUGGUUUGAACAAGAACCAGAACCUGCAUUACCCAAUUAUGAUGAUGAUGAUGAAUUCAAAGAUCUAUCUAAUGAAGAAAAACAAGAAAAAACUGAAAAAUAUACUAAACUAAUUGAUGAAAUUCGAGAACGAAAUCGACAACGUGAACAUGAAGCGACAUUUACAGAAAUUUGGUAUACAUUUGUUGAUCCAUAUGCAACAGAUGUUGAUGAACGUGGAAGUGAUGAAUACGAAUGGAAAUACGACGACUGUGCGCUACCAAAAGAUGAACAACUUGUUAUAUAUGAAUUACACAUUGGUGAUUUUUCCGGUGGUGAAGGUGAUUCAAAUGCUCGUGGUACAUUUAAAAAUUUAACAAAGAAAAUUGAUUAUUUAAAAGAAUUGGGUGUUCAUGCAAUUGAACUUAUGCCAAUCAAAGAAUAUCCUGGAAAUCAUUCUUGUUAUAAUCCACGAUAUCAUUUUGCUAUUGAAACAAGUUAUGGUCCAACAGCUGAUUUAAAAGAAAUGAUUGAUGAAAUGCAUAAAAAUGGUAUUCGUGUUAUUAUGGAUGGUGUAUACAAUCAUAGUGAUUCUGCUGCACCAUUAACACAAAUUGAUCAUGAUUACUGGUAUCAUCAUCAUCCAAAAGAUAUAACUAUGUCAUGGGGACCUGAAUGGAAUUACAACUUCUAUGAUCCCAAGUUUAAUGUUUGGCCAGCUCGAAAGUUUGUUGGUGAUUCAAUUCGUUAUAUGGUAGAAGAAUUUCAUCUUGAUGGCAUUCGUUUUGAUGCUGCUCGACAAAUACAAAAUUUUGAUUUUCUUCAUUGGGUUGUUGCAGAAGUUAAAAAAAUAGCUCCACACAAACCAUUUUAUUGUGUAGCAGAAUUUUUACCUGAUGAACCUUGUAUAACAAAUAUUGAUGGUCCUAUGGAUGGAUGUUGGCAUGAUAGUUUCUAUUGGACGGUACGUGAUAUAUUACUUAAUAAUAACGUUGAUAUGGGUCGAUUAAAAGCGUGUAUUGAUUGUCGACAACAAGGAUAUUUUGGUGUAGCAAAUGUUGUUAAUUAUAUUGGAAAUCAUGAUCAUGAUCGACUACUUAUUGAAUUAGGUAAACAACGCAAUAUGUUCGGUGAAGAAGCAUUUAAACGUCUACGUCUUGGUGUUGUUUUACAAAUGACAAGUAUUGGCAUUCCAUUGAUUUGGAUGGGCGAAGAAUUUGGAGAAUACAAAGAAAAAACAAUUGGUACUGCAAAAAUCGAUUGGUCAUUAAUUGCUGAUCGUGAAGAUAAUUCUAAUCAAAUGAAUAAAAAAUUAUUAAACUUCUAUCGUGGUAUAAUUCGCUUACGUGAAAAAAAUAAAGCAUUUUUUACAACAAAUCUGAAUUUUAUUCAUGAAGAUGAUAAUACUAAAGUAUUAGUUUAUCAACGAUGGGCUGAUUCAGGUGAACGAGUUGUCGUUAUUGCUAAUUUAUCAGAAAAUUUUCUCGCUCAAUAUCGUGUACCAAAUAUGCCAGCAAAUGGUUGGUGGCAUGAAUGGACAUUUGAUUAUAAUGUGAAAGUUGAGAAUAAUGAAGUACAUCUCGAUAUAGCUGAGCAUGAAGCAAAAAUUCUUGUUUAUGUUGGUGAUAAUUUUCAACCAGCAACACCUUCAUCAGAACCAGUAGUUAAAUCAAAUCCUGCUAAUGAAUCAAAUAAUACUUCUCAAGAACAAAAACAGCCAGAUUCUUCAUUAAAAUAG